This is a messenger RNA of Nerophis lumbriciformis (worm pipefish), 4926 nucleotides long. NCBI's taxonomy places the organism in Eukaryota, Metazoa, Chordata, Actinopteri, Syngnathiformes, Syngnathidae. The record is from RefSeq and is a predicted model, not a curated record.
AUGGCCAGGUGUCACAACAAAGCCUCUUGGUUAUUGUUUUUAGUUCAUUUGGUGCUAACAGGAAGAGCGUUGGAAUAUGAAGGCAUUCCAGGUCAGUGGACACGUUACGGACAAUGGGACGCCAAGACGACGGCUGAGCUCAGCUUCAUCCUGAAGACAAACAUCAGCAAAGCUCUGGUGCUCUACUUAGACGACGGCGGAGACUGCGACUUUCUGGAGCUGCUCGUAUCCGACGGGAGACUCCAGUUACGCUUCGCCAUCCACUGCGCCGAGCCGGCUUCACUACACACGGAGACUCGGAUCGAUGACCUCCGCUGGCACCGAGUCGUACUCUCGCGGAACUACCGGGAGACCAAGCUGCUUGUGGACAAUGAAGAGAAGGCGGCCGAAGUCAAGUCUAAGAGGAAAGAGAUGGUGGUGGCCAGCGACCUCUACGUGGGCGGGAUCUCGCCCGACGUGCGUCUCUCCGCUCUGACGUCCAGCACCGCCAAGUACGAGCCACCGUUCCGUGGCCUCAUCGCCAAUCUGAAAGUGGGCGAAGCUCUGCCGGUGCUCUUGGACGGCCAAUCGGUCCACAGCGACAUGGACUACAUCUGUUCCACGCACUCACCCUGUAAUAACGGAGGCCUGUGUUCCGUCAGCCAGGGGGAGGUCCUUUGUAACUGCAUCAACACCAGCUACGUGGGAAGCUACUGCCACGACGCAGGUGUCCAAAAAGAAGUAGAAGGUCUGGCGCACCUGAUGUUAAAUCGCCAAGUCUUAAGCCAAGGCCAGGGGGAGUCAAUGGCGACAUUUAAAGGCAACGAGUACUUCAGCUACAACCUGUCGCAGACGCCCAUUCAGAGCAGCUUGGAUGAAAUCACGCUGUCCUUCCGCACGCUGCAAAGGAACGGCCUGCUGCUUCAUACGGGCAAAUCGGGAGAUUACGUCAACCUGUCUUUGAGAGACGGAGCUCUGUGGCUUGUCAUUAACUUGGGCUCCGGUGCGUUCGAGGCCCUCGUGGAACCAGCCAGCGGAAAGUUCAACGACGACAUCUGGCACGAUGUUCGAGUGACGCGCAAUCUCCGCCAGGUGACCGUUUUGGUCGAUGGGAUACUGACCACCACAGGCUACACCCAAGAGGACUACACCAUGCUGGGCUCUGAUGACCUUUUCUACAUCGGAGGCAGUGUAGACACGGCUGACCUACCGGGUUCGCCAGUCAGCAACAACUUCAUGGGCUGCCUUAAAGACGUGGUCUACAAGAAUAAUGAAUUCCGACUGGAGCUGUCACGGCUGGCUGAGCAGCGGGACCCGAAAAUAAGUAUCCAUGGUGACUUGACGUUCAGCUGCGAGAGCGUGGAGGCCCUGGAGCCGGUCACCUUUGACACGCCGGCCGCCUACUUGACAUUGCCCAGGUGGAACACAAAGAAGACAGGCACCAUAUCGCUGGACUUUCGCACCACGGAGCCCAGCGGCUUGCUGCUGUUCAGCCACGGCAGCCUGCUGGGGGCCCUGCCUGAGAGCAAGCUCCGGGCUGACUUCUUUGCCAUCGAGCUGCUGGAUGGAUUCCUCUACCUGGUCAUGGAUAUGGGCUCCGGCAGCAUCAAAAUAAAAGCCAGCGAUAAGAGGCUUGAUGACGGCCAAUGGUGCCACGUGGACUUUCAGAGGAAAGGGCGCAGUGGCUUUAUUUCGGUGAACGGCAAGAGCGUCCCGUUUUCCGCUAACGAGGGCAGCGAGAUCCUCGACCUGGACGGGGAUAUGUAUCUCGGGGGUCUUCCUGACGAACGCCAAGGUCUCAUGCUCCCCCCGGAGGUGUGGAGCGCCUCUCUAGGCCUGGGCUACGUGGGCUGCGUGCGGGACCUCUUCAUUGACGGCCAGAGCCGCAACCUGUGGCGGCUGAGCGAGAUUCAGGGCGCCGCGGGCGUCAGCAGCUUGUGCACCAGAGAGACUCACGUCAGGUGCGGCCGAGACACGUGUGCCAACGGGGGGCACUGCAAGGAGGGCUGGAAUCGACACAUAUGUGACUGUAGUUCAACCGGCUACCUGGGGCCCAACUGUGAGAAAGAUGCCACAGUGGUGAGCUACGACGGCAGCAUGUACCUGAAGGUCAUGCUUCAGAGGACACUGCACACGGAGGCCGAGGAUGUGUCCCUGCGUUUUAUGUCCCAGAGGGCCUUUGGGCUGCUGGUGGCCACCACGUCUCAGCAGUCAGCGGACACCCUGCGCGUGGAGCUGGACGCGGGCCGAGUCAAGCUGACGGUCAACUUGGAUUGUAUCAGGAUAGACUGUAAUCUCAGCAAAGGACCCGAAGUACUCCUGCUGGGUGACAAGCUGAAUGACAAUGAGUGGCACGCCGUUAAGGUGGCUCGGCGGGGAAAACAUUUGCAGCUCUCUGUGGACAAUGUCACCGCCGAAGGCUUCAUGAGCGGUGCUCACACCCGCUUGGAGUUCAACAACAUCGAGACAGGCAUCAUGACAGAGCGCCGAUUCACUUCGGUCAUUCCUUCCAACUUCAUCGGCCACCUGCAGGCCCUCUCUUUCAACGGCAUGCUAUACCUGGACCAGUGCAAGAACGGAGACAUCUCCUACUGCGAGCUGAACGCACGCUUCGGCAUGAGGCACAUUGUGGCCAAUCCUGUGACCUUCAUGACCCAGGCCAGCUAUUUGGCCUUCUCCACCUUGCAAGCCUACGCCUCCAUGCACCUGUUCUUCCAGUUCAAGACCACCAGUCCUGACGGCCUCAUACUGUACAAUUCUGGAGAUGGGAGUGACUUCAUUGUGGUGGAACUGGUUAAAGGGUUCAUACAUUACGUCUUUGACCUGGGAAAUGGCCCAUCGCUGAUGAAGGGAAACUCAGAGAAGCCUCUCAACGACAACCGAUGGCACAACGUGGUCAUCUCCCGUGACAACGAUAACGUGCACACGCUUAAGAUUGAUGUUCGCACCGUCACCCAGCACGCCAACGGAGCACGCAACCUGGAUUUGAAAGGGGAGCUGUACAUUGGAGGUGUCGGGAAGAGCAUGUACAGCAGCCUCCCUCGACUGAUCGCAUCCCGGGAAGGUUACAAGGGCUGCUUGGCAUCCGUGGAUUUGAACGGAAGACUCCCCGAUCUGCUAGUAGACGCCCUUCAGAAAGUGGGCGAGGUGGAUCACGGCUGCGGAGGUCCCAGCACCACUUGCACAGAGGACUCGUGCCACCAUCAAGGAGUGUGUCUGCAACUAUGGGAAGGCUUUUCAUGUGACUGCAGCAUGACAACAUACGGAGGCCCGUUCUGCAGUGACCCUGGAACCACAUACAUCUUCGGGAAAGGAGGCGCUCUCAUCACGUUCACAUGGGCCCCUAACGAGCGGCCCAGCACCCGGGCCGACCGACUCGCCGUGGGCUUCAGUAGCUUGCAAAAGGACGCCAUUUUGGUGCGGGUGGAGAGCACCCACGGGCUCGGAGACUAUCUUCAACUGCACAUAGAUCAAGGCAAAAUCGGCGUCAUAUUCAACGUGGGGACGGACGACAUCACCAUUGAUGAGCCCGCUGUCAUGGUAAAUGACGGCAAGUACCACGUUGUACGCUUCACACGCAGCGGUGGCAAUGCCACUCUCCAGGUGGACAACUAUCCAGUCAUUGAGCGCUACCCUCCAGGACACUAUGAUAAUGAGCGACUGGCUAUUGCUAGGCAAAGAAUCCCGUACAGACUCGGUCGGGUAGUUGACGAGUGGCUACUCGAUAAAGGGAGACAGCUGACCAUCUUUAACAGCCAGGCCGCCAUUAAAAUCGGCGGCCAGGACAAGGCUCGGCCUUUCCAGGGUCAGAUCUCUGGCCUCUACUACAACGGGCUGCAGGUGCUCAAAUUAGCGGCAGAGAACGACCCCAGCGUGCAGGUGGAAGGAAACCUCCGCCUGGUAGGCGAUGCGCUCUCCGUGCUGACUACAGACACGACCUCCGCCACCCCGCUGGCAGUGUCCGAUAUGUCCACCACCAUCAUGGAAACCACAACGACGAUGGCGACCACCACUACCCGAAGGCAGCGUUCGCCCAGCCUGAGGGACAGCAUCUCUAAGCCGCAGAACUCCGAUGAUAUUCUGGUGGCGUCGGCGGAGUGUCCGAGUGAUGAUGAAGAUCUGGAAGAGUGUGAGCCGGGAACAGGAGGUGAAUUAGUGUUGCCUAUUAUAACAGUGGAUUCCCUUGAGCCCCCAUCCAUCGCCACCCGUUACCCCGUCAUCCCUCCUCCCCCUACCCUCCUGUCCCCUUUCGAAACCACCAAAGAGUCUGUGAUAGUCCCCCCUCAUCCUUCCUGUCCCCCAGACCAGGAGGACUGUGGUGACGCCGUGGAGGUCUCGGCCUUCGGCUCCGGGGAGAUGACGGAAUCGGAUGACGAGGACUUUUACAAUAAUAACAACUCCCCGUUGGUCACUGACAGGACAGUCCUUCCGCCGCCUCCCGCCGGUGAGGGCGGAGUCCAGAAACCCCGCCCCUUACCCCCUUAUGUUCCCACCACCAACCCCAACCAGCUCCACAUCCCCGCAGGCAAAAUGAACACCCGAGACCAGGUGCUUCUGCCCCCUGCUCCCCCAUCCUCCCGAAACACUCCAGGACUAACUUACCCCCCCAAUUUUCCCCAUGUGCCCACAGCCGACCCCACCGCCUCCGACGAAAAGAUCCAACCGGGCGCCGUGGAGGUGAUCAGGGAGUCCAGUAGCACCACGGGGAUGGUGGUUGGUAUCGUGGCUGCUGCUGCUCUCUGCAUUCUAAUCCUCCUCUAUGCCAUGUACAAGUACCGCAACCGGGACGAGGGCUCCUACCAGACAGACCAGGGCCACAAUUUUGCCAACAAUUUCGCCGUGGAAGGCAACGGAGCGGUGGUCAAAGACAAAAGCACAGCGACGGCCUCCGUGGCCAAGGCAAUCACAAAAGGCAAAAAGAACAAGGACAAAGAAUAUUACGUAUGA